AUGUGGAAGCAGAUCGAGCCAACACCGUCUCACCUCACCUACCUCAUCCUGUCCCUAUUCUUGAUCUCCUACACUCUCUUCGCCAACUUCAUCCGAAACCGACUGCAUCUGAGUGAACCGCCUCUCGCUCUGACCUUUGGCAUCAUCGUAGGACCACGGGGACUAGGAUGGCUCACUCCCAACAUUGCUGGUGUCAAUGGGCCAAUGACCAAAGACCCCACGUGGAUUGGAGGAUGGGGCUGGGGAGAUGAUAUUGUCCAAGAAACAUCCCGAGUCAUUGUUGGCAUCCAAGUCUUCUCGGUUGGUGUUGAGUUGCCCAAGUACUAUGCAAGCCGCCACUGGAAGUCUGUUGCCAUGCUACUGGGACCGGUCAUGACUUUCGGUUGGCUGGUUUGCGCUGGAUUCGUGGUCGCUCUGUUCAAGACAGAUUGGCCCACUGCACUGGUCGUAGCGGCAUGCCUUACACCAACCGAUCCGGUUCUGGCCUCGAGCAUCCUCUCCAACAGCCAGUUCAGCGACAGAAUACCCAAGCGUCUGAAGGACAUGCUCUCGGCCGAGUCAGGCUGCAACGACGGCAUCAGCUUUCCCUUCCUUUACGUUGGCCUUUCGAUCCUGACGAAGGCGUCUGCUAGUGGCGCGCUCCAGAACUGGUUCCUCAUUACCGUCCUCUGGCAAUGCGUUUUCGGAACGCUCAUCGGCUUCAUCAUUGGCACCACUUUCAAUUACAUCCUGAAAUUCUGCACCAAGCGCCACUACAUCGACGACGCUGGCAUUACCGUCUUCUACCUACUCCAGGCCAUCCUCUGCAUGGGCGUCGGCAGCACCCUCGGCAGUGACGACUUCCUAGUCGCCUUUGGCGCGGGUUACGGAUUCGCCCGUGACGGCUGGUUCAGCAACAAAACCCACGGCGUGCAACUACCCAAGAUUACAGACCUGCUGCUCAACAGCGCCAUGUUCGUCUAUCUCGGCACCAUCUUGCCUUGGUAUGCUUUCCAGCCCAACGAACUCACGCCAUGGAUCACACCAGGCCGCCUCGUAGCCUUCUUGAUCCUAGUACUCUGCUUCCGACGCCUGCCCAUCGUGUUGGCGACAUACAAAUGGAUCCCUGACAUUCGCACGCUCCGCGAAGCCCUCUUCUGCGGGCACUUCGGCCCCAUGGGCUUAGGCGGCAUCUUCCUCGCCAUGGAAGCUCGCGCCUGGCUCGAAGACGAAACGUCCACCCCAGACCCGUACCCGCCUCAUUACGGCCGCCCAUACACCAAUCGCGAGAAAGCGGUGUAUACGGUCUGGCCGCUGGUGGCUUUCAUCGUGUUUGGGAGCACGCUGGUGCAUGGUUUGAGCGUGUGGGUCAUGAGCGCGUACAGUCAUUUGAAGAGGCCGAGGCGCGAGAGGGCUUCGUUCUUUGCGGCAGAGACGGAUCCGUUGAGCGGCAUGGAGCAUGAAGAGGGAGAUGGGGGUAGUAUUGGGAGUGAUAGUGAUGAGAGUUUGCCAUAG
Molecule: messenger RNA, 1494 nt
Organism: Saxophila tyrrhenica
Lineage: Eukaryota; Fungi; Ascomycota; Dothideomycetes; Mycosphaerellales; Extremaceae
Exons: 2
Coding region: 1-1494 (497 amino acids)
Biological process (GO): proton export across plasma membrane; sodium ion export across plasma membrane; regulation of membrane potential
Cellular component (GO): plasma membrane
Molecular function (GO): sodium:proton antiporter activity
Source: RefSeq, a predicted model, not a curated record